UUAUAAAGCUGGUUUAAGGUCUUCUAAAGGUGCUCAAAUUUCGAGUGAAUUUGAGUGGCUUUGUCGAGAGAGCGAAACUAUUCAUGAGAGCUAGAGGUGGCAGAACUAGGGAAGGUUCAUGGUUCGAAUCCGAUCCGAUACUGUCCGAUCCAUUUCAUAAAUAUGAUUCCUGUACAGUAAAUUUCCACAGUACGUGGUACUAAAUAUAAUAUAAUAAUAUUAAUGUAUUUUAUUCUAAUAUCGGAGACCACAUGUAUACAUUUCAGCCGAAAAUUAUGUGCAAGUGUCUUCCAGUGUGUACAGAUCCGGAGCUUUCAGAUCUGUUUCGAUCCGGUAAAAGGUAGGUUCUGCCCAUCACUAACUCCGAACCUGUUAGAUUGUUUGGUUUACAACUACGUGUUCGUUUAGAGUUUUAUAGUUAAAAUAUGAUUUUCUUACACGCGAUGGAAGUUUAUACGAAUAGAUAUUAAAUUUAUCUCUUUCAUGGAUGAAGGAAUCUGUUGCAAAUUAAGAGUAUUAGUACACCGAACCACCAGAGCAUCAGUUUUGUUAAUUAUAUUGUGUCGAUUUUAAAGGAGUAGUGAACUUGCGCAUGUAAACGCACCGGUGUUACGGAGAAAAGCAAAAUAAAGCACUGUCAAACGGUGGAUGUUAAGCAGAAAUUUAAAAAUAAUAACUAGGUUUAUGGUUCCUGCGUGGGAAGACUGAAGGUAAAACAAAGGAAAGAAGCAGUAUUCGUAAUCGGUGUGGUAUUUUCGCAUCCGGAAUACGCCCUUGUCCGACCGUACGUGAAUGGUCGCACAAUUAGCAACCGAUUCGCCGAUCCACGCCAAAUGGAAAUGAAUGGGAUCGUUUCAUCGCCUGAGGCGACGACCAACAUGCUGUCGGCGUCCGCAACACCCGAGCAGAAUGCUUCCAAGUGGGUUAUGCUGAACGUUGGUGGGGAAAUAUUCACCACCACACGGCUGACGCUAACGAAUCGCGAACCGAACAGUAUGAUCGCACGAAUGUUUGCCCAGGACCAGUUGAAACCAUCGGAACAGGAUGCGCAGGGCGCGUACUUGAUCGAUCGGAACGGGUACUACUUCCGGCCGAUACUAGACUAUCUGCGCCACGGCCAUGUCGUGUACGAUAAGCAUGUGAGUUUGCAGGGCGUGCUGGAAGAAGCUCGGUAUUACGGGCUGGACGGGUUGGUACAGAAAAUCCAGGAUAUCCAGAAGGCGGACGUAUCGCUGACGCGGCUUGACUUUAUUCGCACACUCGUUACCUCGUCGCACACUACCGAGCUGCGGUUUCAGGGUGUGCAUCUGUCCGGCAUCAACCUCUCGAAGCUGGAUCUGCGCAACAUCAACUUUAAGUAUGCGUGUCUGUCGCACUGCGAUCUGUCGUACGCCAACCUGAGCUGGUGCUGUCUGGACCGGGCGGAUCUGCGGUACGCCAACUUAGAGGGUGCCAAACUACAUUCCGUGCUGGCACCCUGUGCGGAUCUGCAGGGCGCAAAGCUGAAAUGUUGCGAUCUGACACGGUGCAGCCUUGAGAAUGCUAAUAUGAAAGGUGCCACGCUGGAAGGUAGUGUAAUGGAGGGUGUGAGUCUACGUGUGGCCAACCUGAAAUCUGCUAAUAUGCGUAACUGUACGCUGAACGAUGCUGAUAUGGCCGGGGCAAAUCUAGAGGCCUGUGAUCUUACCGGUUGCAACCUGAAGGGCGCUAACCUUCGCGGUGCCAAUCUAAAGGGUGCUCAGCUGGAGAAGCUGGUAACACCAGUGCAUAUGUCGCAGAUCGAUAUCUAAUGUCGCAGCAGCUUCCACUAGCUAGAUUGUUUAACGAGCAUUUACAAUAACGAAAGCUUAUAUUACAGUAUAUGUUACUAAUACUAAAAGAAGGAUAUAGUUAAACUGCGAUAAUAGCGAUAAAUAUUCAGCGAUGCGAAAGUAUUAGUAAACCCAGGCACAAUUAGUACCCUCGUUUGCGGGAACAAAUCAGUACAGAAGACAGUAUGAUACCUUCUUUUUAAGGGUAAUUGUAAAUUUAAAUAUUUUUACGAUAAUGAAGGAGAGAUGCGUAACGACAGCGAUAUGCCAUCGGGGCUUGUAACAUUCAAAUGCUGCAGCUAGCAUAUGUUUAAGUAAUAACAAACUGAUAUUAAACACCAUUAAAGUAAAACGCUUAGGCACAGUUUAUAUAAAGUAUUGCAACAGGUCCGAAUGUUAGGAAGGAAUGCACCAAUUAACAAUUUUUCAAUGAACUUUACUAUUCUUUAACUAUGCCAAUCGAUUGGUAGUAGAAAGGACUUUUUUUUCUUCUUCAAAUAUUUGUACCGUUUCUUGCUUGCCAUUAUUGCAAGCCAUUAUUUGUAUCGUAUAUUAUUCUGUCAUUCGUUUUUUUAGCUGUCAUACAUUCUUUUUUAGCUGUCAUACGUUCUUUUUUAGCUGUCACACAUGUCACAUUUGUUCUAAGUAUUCGAAGGAGUGGGGCAUGUAUACAGAUGGAUGGUAUGGAGAAUUUCGAUCACUAUUAAGCCGCCGUAGAUGUAGAUAGGAGAUUCAACUGUCGUUAGCAAAGCAUAUGAUACGAUUGGUCAACAUGUGUCAUUAAUAGAAAUCUAAAAAAGGAAGAUUAGAAACCUAAAAACGAAAACAGGAAAGGCAAAGAAAUGUUUGCAUUAGCAAGCAUAUAGGAUAUUUUGUUAAGAGCUGUGAAAUGGAAGUAUUAAAGAAAGGAGAAAUGGCCGGCACCAGCUGUACAAAUUACACAACUUGUGGCCAAUUCAGUUACGUAUUGUUUGUUAUCGAUAGCGGACAGGGGGGUUUCAUAAUUCCACAGUCCAAAAGACGGGGUUUUGCUUAUUACAAAAAAAGUUUCCACAAAAGGGUAAAAAGAUCUCCCAAAAAUACAACAAACUUGCUGACAAAGAA
This is a messenger RNA of Anopheles funestus (African malaria mosquito), 2915 nucleotides long. RefSeq names its product BTB/POZ domain-containing protein KCTD9. Bases 834 to 1790 code for a protein of 318 amino acids. Lineage: Eukaryota; Metazoa; Arthropoda; Insecta; Diptera; Culicidae. The record is from RefSeq and is a predicted model, not a curated record. Gene Ontology annotation, biological process: protein homooligomerization. Gene Ontology annotation, molecular function: protein binding. The transcript has 2 exons.